AUGAAGCGAGCCUUGGCCACUGUGUCCCUUAGGCUGAAGAAAAGAAUUGACGGUGCACUUUGUAAGUGACCACAAUAUGACUGACUUUCUGCCAGAUGAACUUCCAAUAUAAUCUUUUUAUUUUGUGCUUUAUUGCUGCUUUGGUCCUGCAUUUGGUUAUAUGUUAUGUGCUUUGCAAAAAAAAUCCCCCCACAAACCUGGAUUCCCGGUGCCCGAAAGAAAAAUUGCAGUGAUCCAAUGCUUUGAACUUUAAGCAGAAAAUUCCUUUUCUAUAUUGCAUUUCUCCAUGUAUGGCAAUAAGAUAUUCUAUUUGCUUCUGUAUAUUCUAACACUGCUUUGAUACUUUAUUUUAGAAAUUAGUGCAGGUUGUACUUCAGGGUAAGGGAGAAGUUUGGUUUGGUUUGCCUUUAAUGUGAACUAGGACAGCCAUGAGGAUUUCUGCUUGGGCGACGGGAUUUCCCCCCUCCCCCUGCAUGCACCCCAUGCCCUCCCCAAAUCUGCCUCAGAAGUUUGUGGGAACUCCUCAACUGAUUUAAGGGGCACAAAGGGGGAGGAGAGGGAGAGAAUGUUCUGUUGUGCAACCAGAAGUCCUCACCCUGAUAGAAUGUUCACCUUAGCUCUGCAUUGAAUUCCACCUAUAAUUUGCACUUCAAGAAACAGUAUGUGAACUGAAAAACACAGCUGUCCCUCAGCAUUCACACUUCUCAUUUUGGAUGCAGCUAACCAGGCAAAAACCUUUAAAAAUAUAUAAUAAUUACACACACACACACACACACACACACACACAUACCCCACCCAUCUGGCUGGGUUUCCCCAGCCGCUAUGUAUAGAAGUGAAAAUAACAUACGAAAAAUGCAUUACAGCAGGGGGAAUUGCAGGCAAAAGUGUGUAUAUUAGGGGAAAUUCCAUACAUAAAUGUGUAUACUUUGAGAAAUGUGCACUAAAACUCUGAUGAAUUUUCAUGAGGACUUUUUUAUGUUUUUUUUAAAUCCACACACAUAGGCUGAUGUGGAAAUGUGGCGAACUCAAUUUAAGAUUGGGAAAAUGAGAAACUGAGAUAAACCCAAACUGACAUAUUCACCCACCCUGUUUUCCACUUCAGUUUCUUAUGUAUUGGAGUGUAAUGUUUGUAUUUAUCUAAUCACUUGGAAAGUGUGUUAGUUAGCAGAAGGGGAUACAAUAAGAGGCCUGCUGAAUCAGACCAAAGACAUGCUGACUGAUCAGGUGCCCAUAGGAAGCCAACAAACAGGAUUUUCUCUACUGGUUAUUGACUGAAAUAUAUGCUUUUUCCUUCUGACCUAAGCCACAUAAAGGGGCAUGGAAUGUCUUUGCUAAAGAAAAAACAUUCUUAACAGCAACAGUCUAACUUGGGACCCCCCAUUGCUGUGGAAAGGCCCAAUUGUACAAGCAAGACAGCCAUUUGUUUGAGGCACCAGGGAAGCACCACACCAUGUGAAAGUGCUGUCACGGUGAAGCCUCUGAUAGCAUGCAUCUGAAUUUGACGUUGCAAGGGUUCCUGGGACAAAGCUCUUUCAUCCUCUGUGGGAGUCACUUGGGGCAGCAAAGAGCCUUGAGCUGGUCCUGGUCCAGUGGUUCUCAAAGGGAGAAAUGGCAAGUGUGGCAGGAAGAUUCAAGGACAAUCAAAGAAACAUGUAAACAUUUCUGUGUAAUAUAGAAUAGUAUUUUAUUUUUCAAAAUAUGGAUAGAUAUCUGUUCAAAAUGAGAGCAAAUUCUGUUAUGUAAAUCAAGCACUGCUGGGAAUUGUUUACUUUUUGGUUUCCAAUGUAUUUCUAAUCAAUAAAAAGAUUGGUGUGGCAUGAGCAAAUUUUCUCUCUGAAAGUGUGGCCCAGAGAAAAACAUUUGAGAGCCACUGUCCUAGUCAGACUGUGCAUAGCAAGAAAGCAAAAUGCUGGAAUUGUACUAUUGUAUUCAAGGGCAAGCUUUGAUAAAUUCAAAGCUCAGCUUUUCAGACGCACCCAAUGGAUUUGCUAAUUUGACUCAAAUAAUCUCUAAAUAAUGCACACAAAACCCCCCGAAUCUGAGUGGCUUGUUUCCAUUUUCAGAGUUAACCGUUCUUCUGUUUUUAGAUUCACCCAACAGUUUUGACGAUGACGACGAUUAUGAUGAUGGGGGUGUUGUGACUGCAAUGACUCCUGCAAGUCAGACAACACCUUUGGCAGACAGAAGAGGCAUGGAUGCUAAGAAAGGUGCGGAAAAUACCUCAGUCUUCUAGUCUUCUUUAGCAUGCAUGGUUAUUAUUGAGACAUUCAUUUCAGCUUGUGAUAUUUAUGAACUAUGCAGUUAGAAAGGCUGGAGAGAUCCUGUCUCAGCAAAUGAGUCAUAGAGCAAGGACAGAGAGGCAGAAGUUGGUAGACUCUAGGGUUGCCAUAUUCCCAAUAGUGAAAAUCUGGACAAAGUUGUUGAGCUCCCCCUUCCCCCUUUUUUAUUUUCAUUUUGGGACUUUUCCUGAAUUGGCCAGGCUUUCCCGGACAUUUUGCUGAUUCAGAAAAAUCCACCCAGAUGCCAUUUUUCUGAGUGAUUCCCAGAUGUGUCUGGGGAAACCUGGACGCAUGGCAGCCCUAGUAGACACCAUCUGCCAUCAUCCCUGUCCGCAGGCACACUGAGUGUUGGAGUCCAAGCUCUUCAGGAGGGACACAGGAGGUUCUCCAUCCCUGCCAUAGAGGUUCCAUGGUAACCACCAACAGAACACAAAUGAGCCACAAAUGGGCAUCCUUACUUCUUGUGGCAGUGGAUUCCAUACAUUUAUUCAGCAUUGUCCGAAGAAGUACUUCUGUUCUUUCUCUCAGCCUUUCCUUUUACAAAUCCUGGACGAUUUUAAGCAAACAAAAUCAAAACAGUUAUUCAGAGCCUUUGUCUAAUUGUGCGACCAUUGUAUCAUGCUGCUUCCCCCCCCGAAGGCGGAGUCUCUAAGUUUAGCUAUUCUUUUUCUCCUCAUUUCUGUCUUCUAUAUUAAAGAUCUCUGUUCCCUCACACACAAUUAUAAUGGGAGGAGGAGAGGAACCAGACACUUGAAUAGACUAUAGUCAAUUCUAAAAGUGUCUGGAGUCUAAAUUCUAAAUGUGGCUUAUUUCACUCAACAUAAGCUGCUGUUUGUCAAGCAGCUAGUGUGAAACAUGAGCUCCUGGACAAAUGGGACAAAGGCUGCCCCAUUAAACUGAGGCCCUCUUCUUACAGUGCAGCAGCACCCUUAAACUUCACCAGCUCUCCCCCACUGAGCUGCCUUCAAGAACUGAGCUAUGCCCAAUAUGGUAUGUAGAGGGAGCUCCACCUGCUCACACAGUUUGAAACUUUAGUGAAACUUCUUAGGGUCCAGAUUAGAAUGUGGUUAAUGCAUUAAAUUAACCGCAAGCUCUUACAGACUCAUUUUAAAAUUGUUGACUAUUCAGCUUGAAACUGACACAUUUCGCAAGAGAGGAAUGCAUGGCUAUGUCCCUCUACUAACUUGUUGAAUAGUUGGUGGAUUUCAUCAUGGUGGAGUGAGGAAAAAGGGAGUGAUUCUGCAUUUUUCAUGCACAUUAGCAGUUUUAUCGACUUUGUAUGUCUGUGACGUGCUCUGUUUCUAAUCCCAAACUCCUGAAUUUGUACUGUAUAGUCGUUGAUCCUGGAUACAGCCCAAGCUAUUCAAGUAUCAAUGCCCUUCCUUCUGAUGAAGCGACAAGUAAUUCAAAUUGUGGUAUGUAUUCCAAAUGGCAUCUAGAUGAUGUGUGCACUCAACCUGUAGCCAUCCUAUCUUACCGCUGGGCUAAAUAUAAUUUCUUUUAACAUAAAGGGCUUAGCCUUAGGGGAAUCAGCAGGUACCUUGGGAAAGAGCUGACAUGGUUGUUCUUCAGGAGACCCACCUCCAAGCUCCUGAGAUGGAUUGGUUGUGAAAAGACUGGUUGGAGUGAGCACUGGGCACAGGGGGCUCCGCCAAAUCUAGGGCAGUAGCAAUCCUCUUGCCAGAAGUAACUCACAGAUGUGAAUCAGAGACCCCUCAUGGAGGUCCCAAUAUCUAUAUGGAUGAGAAUAAUUAUCUCUUAAUUAAUGGUUAUACUCAAAAGACUGAGGGUCCCUUGGGUUUGACACCAUUCAUGCAAAGGUCGCACAAUUACAGAACACCACUAUCAUUUAUGGGGAAGACUUCAAUUAAACCUUUAAUUUUAUUGAGCAAGAGCAUAUACAAAGAGGGGACUUCCCAAGCAAAGGAGGCACCAUGUGUUUCCACAGCCCUAGAAUGUCUGAUGACUCAGCUAAACUGUGGUCCAAGAUUUUAUGUAUAUACAACUGGGUCAAGGCAAGGCUUUUUCCCCUUACAUCUGUGUUGGUUAGCUUUUGUGUAACCAAAUGCACGGUAGAUCCCAUAUUAAUCUCAAAUCAUAGCUCACAUUUAACACACCCAUCCUCAACACCCUGGAUGUGCCUCACAUUGGAAAGUUAGCUCCACACCAUGUAGGAAGGUGGUCUAUAUCUUAUGGUUGGAGGUUGCAGUAACAUAAUUCUUGGAGCACAAUAAUAAACAGGCAGUAAAACUCCUCUGGGACAGGGGUGGCAAAUCUUUGCCCACCUCCCCCACAGUGUUGUUGGACUCCAGCUCUCAUGAGCCCCAGCCAACAUGGUCAAUGGUCAGGGAUAAUGGGAACUGGAAUCCAACAACAUCUGGAGGGCCACGGAUUAGCAGAACCGAUGCAAGAGAUUGCAGCACAAGCCCCAUUCCUCCUCUCCCCCUACUUUUGCUUUGUGAGAGCAUCACUGGAGGUCUCUUGGCUACCACCUCCUCCCUGCCUCACUGAGGAAGGGCCAAGGGAGUCCUUCCUCAGAGUGAUGUAUUCUGGGAUAGAUGGGCAGGAGAACACUGCUGCUGCAGUAGCUGGAAAUGUCUACAUUUAGUAAAAUGUUUAAACAGUAUUUCCAGCUGCUGCAGCAGCAAACCACAUCACUGGUCAGAGGCCCCAAUUUCUUUGGGGGGGGGGGCUCCCCCCAAGUCCAAAGACCUCAUGAGGAGGCCAAGCACGGAGCUCAGCAUGGCCACGGAGGAGAAAGAGGCUGGAAGCAGCUCCCGAAUAAUAUAUGAGGAGCUGGAAUCUGGGGGGAGGGAUGGAAGUGUGGGGAUUGGGUUAUCAGAUGAUCUAGAUGCAACUUGGACUACCCUGAUUGUGUUCCACCUGCAAAUCAGAAGUGUUAUGUGUGACACAUGCUUUUUAUCCAUAGAUAAAUACAUUUUUGCUUUGGCUUUCCUUUCCUUUUUCCUUUCGGUCCUCUACCCCCCUCGACACACACACACACACACACACACACACACACAUAAGAGAGAAAUGGGAAGGAGGGAAGGGGCUAAUAGGGACUGCCAAUAGAUUAACAAUAAAAUGCAAAUAAUUUUUUUUUAAAAAACCCCACAUUCAUUUCCUCACAAGCCUGCUUAUGUUUAGCUUGUGACUAGGAAAAGCUGUUUCACAAAAACAUAAGAAGAGUCCUAGCAGAUCAGACUAAAUAUCUCUUUAGUUUAGCAUCCUGACUCCCACAGUGGCUAAGCAGGUGGCUCUGGGAAGGUCACAAGCAGGUAACAUGUGCAAUAUCUCUCUCCUGUUCAUGGUCCUCAGCAACCAGUAUUCAAAGGCAUCGCCUCCAUUUUCCUUUAGCGUCAGUGGACACAGAAUUGGGAAUUUUGAUAUUAUUGUAGUAUCUCAUCUUUGCUGAUCUACGGCAUAAAUCCGACCUCAUUAAUUUAGCUACUUAACGUUAAAAUAUGAGCAUAUUCUUAAGCAGCUGCAAUAUCACUUCUUCCAAUAUUUAUACAGUGUAAAUUCUCACAGGUGUUUCAUUGUUUACAUAACUCUAUUAAAUCUGCAAUUAGGUUCACAGAAAGCAAGAAGGAAACUCCCUGAGUCACCAGACAAACCCACUUAAAACCAGACCAUAAUUCUGUCUCAUUUACGCUGGUAUAAAGAGCAAUAAUCUUUAUAGCAUUGUAUAAUUUUACACUGUCAUGGGGUUGAGGCUUCAGCUCAGUAGAAGAACUCAUAUUUUGUACGUGGAAGGCCCCCAGUUUCAGUCACUGGUACCUCCAGUUACCAUUUCCUGAUAUGUCCAGUUAGAACCACUGCCUGGUUGAGACUCUGGAGAGCUGCUGUCAGUCAGAGUAGACAGUAUUGGAUGAGAUAGAUGGUGUAAGUUCCACACAGCACAGACUUUCUCCUUUGCAAGAUCACUUAGAUCCCCAUGAUCAUAAUAGGAAGGAAAAGAUCCAGUUUCAGGAUCAUUACCUUUCUUAGUUUUGAUUGUUGGGGAGCAAUUACUUCUUUGUGGGCUCUAAAUUAUUUCUAUAUGACUUAUAAAAUUCCCCACUUCCUCCCACCAAACUCUUGUUUCCUCUACUUCUGAUUCCCAUCCAUCCCCUUUUACAGUCUACAUGUUCUUUCUCAUACCCCUUAUUUUUCUGAGACUAUUACGUACUUCAGUUUUCUAAUGGAUUGGGACUUAUACACAUAACUCUCCCAGUAGGUGGCAACCCUCUCCCAACAAGUGAAUUGGAUUUGCUACAUGGAAUUGCGGGGUGGAGGAGAAGUUGCAGAAAUCAGAGAACACGGUGUACCAUAAUCAGCUGUAGGGCUUAUGGUUACUAUGCAAUACCAGGUUAUAGCCGGUCAAGUCGUCCAGGAGGCUAAUCACAUUGGCCAGACAUAGUAGUAUUUCUAGAUAGCAUCUUUUGACUCUUGAAGCUUACAAUGACAAAUACAGUUCCUCUAAUAUUCAUUUGCCUUGGUUGUAUAAAAUGUAUGUACAUUCCUUUUAGAUUGGUCCAACUGUCCUCAACAGCAGCAUUAACCAAGCAUAAAGCAAAAUGUUUUAGAUGGUUUAGUACUGAUUUACCCUCACCUUCAGCAUUACUUUUUCAACAUGAAAAGAUCUAAUAUUUUGAGCCUUUUCUUACAUAACAGGUAAAAUUAAAAUUUAAAUAAAGGAGCAUUGUCCAGACUCAUUUAUGUUGUCUCCCAAUUUAUGUGGUUUCUUUUCAGUUGAGGUGGCCCAACCUAUGCACAGAGACAGCUUGUCUCCCCCUGGAACUCAGAAUAGAAAUUGGGAACCUUGCUGUGAUUGUGCACAAACACCUGCACACUCACACAUGUUACAUGACUUUGACCCCCUUUGUUAUUCAUUUGAAAAGGGGAGGUCACCAUUUGUUCCUUCUGUUUAUUUAUUUUUUAAAUGUUGCAAAUAAAACGCUUCCACUAAUCUUCACUUCUACAGCUCCUGCCAAUGCUGAGUCUCCGCAAAGGAAAGACAGCAGAAGAAUUCAUGUUUUCAUCCUUUAUGUCUUGGUAGCCAUCUGCUUUGUGAUGUUGUCAGCGCUACUCGUCUUGGUCCUGGUGAACUGUAAGUGAUCCACUUCGGAUGAAAGGAAGUCUGUAUAAAUCAGGAAUGUGGAUUGUGUUGAAUCCCAACUCCCAUCAGCCCCAGCCAGCAUGACCAAUGGUCAGGGAUGGUGGAGUCCAACGAUAUCUGGAGGGCUGUAGAUUGAUUCCCCAUCUCUGGUGGAAAUGGAAAAUUGGAAUUGUCAGAAACUGCAGGGGUUAGAAAUGGGGACCCACGAAUCCAGGCAUACUGCCCUGUAUGGAAAACUAUCCAUGAGGGAUAGCUCAGCCAGUGGAGCAUGAGAUUCUUAACCUCGGGGUUGUGGGUUCAAGUCCCACUUUGGACAGAGAUUCCUGCAUUGCAGUGGGUGCCUUCCAACUCUACAAUUCUAUGAUUCUAUCAUGGCUAUAAUUGGUUCCUGGGACUGCAUGAGUAAUAACAGUCUUUUCUAACCUUUCUCCCUUUGGCUUUGUUCCUAGUACUGUUCCUCUCACCUGGCUCCCACUUGUGAGUGGGCUCAGCUUUGAAAGCUAUUUCUAAAACACUUUUUUAAAAAUCAGAUUUUUGAAAAAUGCUUAUGUUUUUUAAUGAAUAAAAUCUGAGACUAUGUUUCUUUAUUUAGCAAUAUUUAUAUUCCGCAUAUCAUAUCUAUACCGAAGCAGUUUAUAGUUCUCAAAGGCAACCCACUUAAGGAAAUGUGAUACUAAUAGAAACACAUUGCAAUAAAUGCACAUUUAAAUACAGUCAUCUGUUAAGUAACCAGAACAGUUCUCAAAUCCAGAUAUCAGAUUACUGCUCUCCAAUGCACUCUCCCUUCCAAACCACCCUGAACUGGAAGGAGCCAGUGAUAAAUGCAUUCCAGUGACCUAGCAUCUGCCGCCUUUGCCUGAAUCUGCUGCUACUGCCACUGGAAAGGUCUAAAGAACAAAUUCCUUGGCCCAAUUGAAGCAUAUUCAGCAUAUGGAUGAGGGCCAUCAGCUUAUAUGCAAGGAGGACAUGGUUCAAAGCAAGGUUUAUUUUGACAGCACAACAAAAUGUAGAAAAACUACAAAAGAAAUCUAAUUUUCUUUCUUCAGACUCUGGACUAUCAGAGGAGAUACAAGCUCUGCACUUGAACCAAUCAGAGAUGCUGCUGAGAGGUAGGUAGUAUGGCUCUUUAAUAUGUAAGGUGGAGGCUGAGAUGUCCCACAAUGGCUGUGCAGGGCAGGGUAAUGGCCCCCAGCACAGGCCCCAGUUGUGCUGGACUGCAGUUGCCACUCACCGGCAGCUGAUGAUAACCGGUACUUGUGGCAUCACCACUGACAGUCUGAACUCUUAAUGCACUACUAGAUCAAUAGCAAAGCAGGAAUGGCAGCCUAUGGCCCUAACACACUGCUUUUUUGGGUGGACAUUUCGAUUUGUCUUUCAGUGAAGAAGGACCUGGAUCAUGUGCAGGAGGCACAAAAGAUUAUGGAAAGAACCAUAAGCAACAACUUCAGUGAACUGCAGGAUAUCACAGGUGAGACGUCCCUGGAAACGUUAUUUAUCUUGAUUAUUUUCCUUCUGGCUUGGUCAUCCUGGGGGUCUAAAAACAUAGGAGAAGUCCCAGGCAGUGCCAUCACUAGGAAGGGAGGAGAGAAGGGAGAAUUCCUAUUGAACCGUGUAGUAGCAAAAGGGGAGGAGAAAUCCAGUUCUGCCCACAUUGCGAUCUGAGCAGUUGCAAUCCACCAGGCAAUCCAUGUUGGACUUUCUCUGCCUAAUCCAGAAUAGGGGGAGGCAGCUCCCAGGGCAAGUCAAAGUUAGGUAAAGGUACCCCUGCCCGUACAGGCCAGUCGUGUCCGACUCUAGGGUUGUGCGCCCAUCUCACUUAAGAGGCCGGGGGCCAGCGCUGUCCGGAGACACUUCCGGGUCACGUGGCCAGCGUGACGAAGCUGCUCUGGCGAGCCAGCACCAGCACAGCACACGGAAACGCAGUUUACCUUCCCGCUAUAAAGCGGUACCUAUUUAUCUACUUGCACUUAGGGGUGCUUUCGAACUGCUAGGUGGGCAGGAGCUGGGACCGAAAGACGGGAGCUCACCCCGCCGCGGGGAUUCGAACCGCCGACCAUGCGAUCGGCAAGCCCUAGGCGCUGAGGUUUUACCCACAGCACCACCCGCGUCCCUUAAGUCAAAGUUGGUGCCCCCUAACCUAAUUGUGGGCAUCAUGUGGGCCACGGGUGGACUUGGCUGUGCCCCUGCUGCAGCUGCUCCUCAUGGAGGUCCCCUGCCAGUCACUGCAUUUCCCUCUCAGCUCAGCAAGCUCCCAGUGGGAGAAGCGACUGGCACUCCUUGGCAGGCUUGGCAGCAUCCCAGCAGCACUGGAGCCACAGCUGCUGCAGGCCUAGGAGGAGGGCAGUGGAGCACAGGCUAAAGCACCAAGUGUAGCCCUUCCCCAGCCAUCUCUCUUUGGCCGCACAGCGCAAGGGCGGGCACUGGCAGGUCUCAGGUGAGCGGGUGGCCCUCCUCCCUGCUGGGGAAGGACUGGUGUGGGCUGGGGAAAGCUCAGGUUCCAGCUGGUGGGAGUUCCACCCAGGUGCAGGCAUCCCUUCAUCGGCUGUGAGAAGGAGGUGUCACCGCAGCCCUGAAGGCCCAGCCCGGGUGCAGCUCUUCUCCCCAUGACUUCGGAACAUGGCAGCCCAUUGACAUGCUUAAUUGCUGGCUGCUGCUGCUGCUGCUGUAUAUUCUGAAGUCCCCAAGUAGGGUACAGUGUUAACAGAGUGUUGCUCUACAUUUACUUUGUAGAAUUCAUCUGUAGCAGCAGAAAUUACUCUCAUCCGUGCCCCAAGGACUGGAAGACUAAAGAGAAGAACUGCUAUUACAUUUCAGAAGAGGCGAAAAACUGGACCGAUGCUCUGUGGCAGUGCAUUUAUAAUAGGGCUUAUUUGGUCAGCAUUUGGUCUGAUGAUGAACAGGUUAGUCUUCCUACAUCAUCAUGAUUCAGAAUGGACAGACAUGCCCAUUUUUGUUCUUGACAGUUUCUCAUUUUUCCUAGUCUUUAAGUUUAAUUCUGCACAUUUUCGCAUCAGUUUGUGAUUUCUUUUUUAAUCCCCACGAAAAUUUAUCAGAACUACAGAUUUUUGGGUGCAAUCUUCCAUAAUAUACACAUUUUAGCAAACAUUUUUUUCUAAUACAAUGCAAUUUUAUAUGGUCAUUUUAAUUAAUAUAUGCAUUUUAUGCACAAAUAGGAUGCAUUUUUAUACACAAUAUUUCGUUGGAGAACUGCAACACAAAAUUCAGAGAAGUGUGAAUUCUGAAAUAUAGCUAUGUUUUGGUUGACCUUUUGUUUCAGGAAGUGCAAAUUAAGUAGGCUCACAUUACAAUGCAAACUGAACCCAAUUUCUUGCCCAUUCCUAUUGAUCAGGUGGAGCACCAUUCCUUGUGAGGUAUUUGCCAUUAGCAUGGUGUUCCCUGGGUACUAUUAAGAAAGCAAGCUUUUUUGAUGAGGGGGGGAGCCACAGCAGCUUUUCCUAGUAAGCUAGUUCCCUUCAAAAAUGAUUCUAUUUUCUCCCUCCAAAAAUUUUAUUGCCAAAAAUUGUUUCCUUAGCUUUCACUGCCUCCAAACACACCUUGAGGGCAUUUUGGUACAACACUUCCCCUGCAUAGUCUGACAGUGGUACCUCUAGUUACGAACUUAAUUUGUUCCGGAGGUCUGUUCUUAACCCAAAACCGUUUUUAACCUGAGGCGCGCUUUCGCUAAUGGGGCCUCUUGCUGCCGCUGCGCCGCCGGCACAUGCUUUCUGUUCUCAUCCUGGGGUAAAGUUCUCAACUCAAGGUAACUCUUCCAGGUUAGCAGAGUUUGUAACCUGAAGUGUUUGUAACCUGAGGCACUUGUAACUCGGGAUAUCACUGUACCAUUCAAAAGAAGUAUUCCAAUAUUAUAGAUUAGUGGCAAGAAAUAUGCCCUUCGUUUCCUUAACCAUCUUUCAUUGGAAAUGUGUCCCUCUAAUUUCAGUGGCAUUUUGCCUUCUACUUGCUCAUUAGUGAGGAGAGGGCGGUGGCCUGAGGAGACCUCUGUAGGCUGGAUUCGGAUGCCUUGAGGUCUGGACCUGGAUGAUGGUCAGAAGCUCCACCACCCCUGCUCUAGUACUGUUUUUUAGGAUUGCAGUUCAAAUGUAAUCUAGAUUAUUUCUCAUCCCAGGGUUUCCUGAGAGAUAACAUCCACAGGGCAAGCACAUACUGGCUGGGUGCAGCUUACAACGAAAAGGAGGGAAAGUGGAGGUGGAAAGAAGGCGAUUUGCUUAUAUCUACAGCGUGAGUACAUUUCGAAGUAUUUACAUGUUAAAAACAGACUGUUUCAUGAUGCACAUUCCCAUAGGCCUCAAACCAUGUGUGCUGAAGAAAUGCAAGGGGUGGAGGUAACCUUUAAGACAUGACAAGGGACAUCAGUGUUCAGUAUAAUGAAAUAACCAGAUUCUAGACUUGUGAUGUAGCCAGUCUUUUAGAUUCUAAUAUCAAGAUUUUAGCCAGCCUUUGGGAACUUUGUGGUGGUGUUGGCGGUUCUAUGCUGAUAACAAUUAUUCCACAAUCCCUCUCCCUCUCUUUCUUUUCUAGUUUUUGGGAUAUAGGACAGCCACAGGUGGGUGCUGAAAAGGAAUGUGGUGUCAUGCAUCCCAACGGAACAUGGGCUUCCGCUGUGUGUUCCCUUCCCUAUCGAUGGAUUUGCAAAAGGAGACUGUUCUGCUGA
Podarcis lilfordi (Lilford's wall lizard) is the source of this 12052-nucleotide messenger RNA. NCBI's taxonomy places the organism in Eukaryota, Metazoa, Chordata, Lepidosauria, Squamata, Lacertidae. The record is from the annotation of a GenBank genome assembly.